UUCUAUUCGUGACCGUCAGUUCUGUAUAAAGUUAGCGCUCGAGGAGUACUGAGAUCGUGGGGAAAAUUUUACGCCUCGUCGACAGUCAGCCACUUCAGCGUCACAUCACGAGUCCCGUGUUAUUCAUCCGCCACGCUUUGAGUUAAAGCGGAUUUCAACACGUUACUUUCACUUCGGUUGGAAUAGAUUUAUAAAAGCAUAUAAACGGGGACAAUCGACCUUUGCAAAGUAAACUCUCGAGUUUCGAAAACUCGCGCCAGACUCUCAUUGCACGUUGUUUCUAAGAAGACAUACCGGCCUGCGCGAGGAUGCGCUACGAUCCGACUCUAAACAAGAUUAGGAAAGGCUGACAAAGCUGAAUAAUCCACGAUCUAAAGGUAAGAACGGGUUUAUAGCAGUUGUUUACAUUUCAACUGUGAAAUUGACAACGCAUUGCUUCUAACAACAGCGAGGGAUUUUAGUUUAUAGAGAGGCAACGCGAAAUGUACUGUGCUUGAUUCCUUUCCACGUACCAAUAUCGCAAAUGAAGAUGAAAGAAUGAUGGUUAAGCUUUUGUAAAUGUGUCAUUUUUUGUCUUAUUUGGAUCUCUUGAAGCGUAUAAAUCGAACUAGCUGGGACGGUCUUUCUUAGUUAAGAAUGGCUGGCACAAAAGUUACUCGAAAUAUCUGUCAUAUGUGCACCAUAUAACAUAACAACGUCACGUCAAUACAAUGGCUGUUCGCGCUGAGCUUCCGCUAGCUAGAGUCCCGGUGGAUUUUGAAGUAGCGUUUUCGAAUUUUCUUUUCAAAUAUUUAUCUUUGCAUAGUUUAUUAUACACCUACGACUCGACGGCGAGAAGUUAAAACGAAAUGGUAAUACCUGCAUGAUGUUUACGUAAAAUGUUUUGAUUCAGUCGAGACAUUUUCAGCAAUUUUAUAUCUUCAUUAUCGCUUUUCUUUGAAAUUAUUAGUCAGUAAAUUCCCAUAGGAAUCGAAUCGAGCUGCAAAUUCUCAAAUUCCCUAUUCAACCAAAAAAUAUUUCUCUUUCUCGGGAAUGAUUAGAAUAAACUACGACAGGUUUGUUUCUUGUCACGAAAUAAUAAGAAAUGAUUCUUUGAUCCUAAGAAACUUGACAUUUUUAUAUCAGCUUAGUACUUUAAAAAUGUAUUACAACACUCUUCAUCAAUAUCCAUAUUUGUUUGUUGAAGAUAUUCACAAAUCUGAGAAUUUCUACUGGGAAAAUGUAAUUUCUAUGACGUUUGAUGACUGUAAGUUUUAAUAUCCGAAAUCAUCAUAGUUCAAAUUGAGCACGAAUAUAUUAUUUCUAUUUUUAUCGAUGUUCGUUGGAAGCAGUAUUUUAUAGUGGUUGAAAAGUUCAUCAAAUAUAUCUAUCUCAGUUCAGUGGCACACAAUACCUGUUCCUUCUCAGUCUAAACCGCGCGUUAUUUGGGCUUUUGACGUGACAUUUUGUUUUUAGUAUAAAAUUUGUAGAAUCAGUGGUGUAUGAGAAUCAUUGAGAAUAUUAUAAGCUAAGUCAAAGCGACCAGUAUUCUUUAUCAAAGCUGUUAGGUCAGUCUGUAGCUUUCAAGCAAAGGUCUUUAAUAAACUAAUGUUGUUUUAUAUAGUUAUAAGCCGUUUUGCUAGAAUAAUAUUCCUUUUAUAUAUUAGUCACUUUUAAACGUCUUGUAUGUGCAUUUAGGAGUGACCAAUCUUAACGUUUGUUUAGAAAAUUUAGAAAACUUAAACACUUACCAUAAGAAAAACCUUAGAUGAAGCAAGCUUCAUUGAGGUAAGAUGAAAAGGUGCAAAAAGAAGAGAGAGAGAAACUCUUCAAUACAGAAGCCCAGGUUCCUGUUUAAUAUCGUUAAUUGUUAGCCUGUGUAGCAGUCAGUUGUGAUUGUUAAGAACACUAAUAGGGUAAAUGUAUAAAUUAAGCUCAUUCGUCUAAUUUAGUAUAUAAGAAUUGCAAUGGUGGCUAAGAAACUGAAGAACUGUCUACGACAACUGUUAACAAAGGGGUGUUUAAGAAGGCCCUGAGUGACUACUGUUUAAUAUCAAAUUCUGUAAUUGACUAACAAGAAAAUACAGGGUAAACUGGCAGAAGAAUCUAGCAGCUCAACAGAAGUCACUUUGUCCAGCUAUGGUAAUUUAGGAUGUAAUUCAGCAUCUGUGUCUCCCACUCACUUUAGUGUUCAUGGCAGGUGCCAAAAGGGGGAGGGGGGAGUGGGAGAAAAGCACAAUAAUCCCCUUCCUCUUUGCCUUCAUGCCUCACAAUCCCUACCCUUUUCAAUGACUGCUACACAGGCUACCACCCACCAGACAUGUAGUCUGACAUUUUAUAUUCUCACAGGUUAUUUUAAUUUUGUCUGCAUCAGUAUGGAAGACAGUGACAGUGGAGGUUUGAUAUCUACUGAAGAUGACCCCUCUGAAGAAUCAUCUGGCUCCACUGGGCAUGCUCAUAUGGAAAAAAAGAUCUCAAAACUGAAACUGAAACUCAGAGGAUUUCAAAAUGUGAGUAAAAAUUUAUCACACUAUUCUCCCAUCCUAUCCUGGAAAGACAGCUAUCUUCCCUUGCUCCUCGUCAUUAGGUAUGUUUUGGCAGGAGAGACAUCUGCGCCUCAGUGACAGAAAUUUCAUACUGAUGACGUAAAAUUCGUCAGGAAUCUUGUCAAGAAAUCUGAUGGGUCAACAUAGUAAUUAUAUAACUGAUUGUUAGCUAUUGUGUCAAAUGAAUCUAUAACAAAUUUAAAACAGACAAUAAUAUUUGUGGAAUACAAUAAUUAUUCUAGUUUUAGAAGAAGCAUUUGAGCAUUGGCAGAAGAACACAAAACUUUCUGAAAAUUGACCAGGAGAAGCCGAAAAUCAAACAUUUAAUUAUGUAAACAUUGAUUGAGAUCAUCAGUUUGGAAUUUCUGUCGCAAAGGUGCAGACAUCCCUCCUGACAAAACACCCCUAGGGGCAAGGAGUUGGGAGAGACAGCUGUUUUUGCAGGCUGCUCCCAUCCCAGCUCAAGCAAAAUAUCCCCUAUUGAAUUGAUCUCAGCACUAUACAAGUACUUUAAUGUAAGUUUAUGAUCAUAGCAGAGCUCUCGUGCGCACAGCGGAGCACCGUGGGUGAGAAAAUGUGGUUAUCUCUGCAUCCAAGAAAUUCUAGUUCUCAGAAAAUCACCUGUAUGUACAUAAAUCCACCUUUCAUGUAAUCCAGGGUGAAAUUUUGCAUUUUUCAAGCACCCACGCAUUUUGGAUACCUAUCAGUUUUCUUUGCUAUGUUUGUUGCCAUCGCGGCCUAGCAUUAAAUGAUUUUACAUAUAUAUUUUGUUUGAGUAAACUAUAAAUACCAAUAAGAGCUUCCCUUUUAGCCCUGGCUAAAUCUAUAUAUUAUGCAUCUGUAUUAUCCUUAACCCAUUCGCCCCUGAACCGCCCGUAACCGCCCGUGCGGAUCUAGGUCCUUUCUACCCUUUGUGACGUCAUCAUUUUUAACGGUCAAGGACAACUUUCUUCGCUAACUUGUGCAGAGUGAAGAGAUCUUUCAAACCAUACCAGAAUGAGCACAAUUCAGUCAAGGACACCGGAGAAAGAAGCAAAAAACCACGUGACAAGGACCUGAAAAUCUCCAUGAAAAUCUUGUUCCAUUACCCACCUACCUUUCCUUUCACCUAAUCCUAAGAUCCUAAAAGCUUUCCUAAAAACUCUUCCCACCAAAAUGAAGCCUACUAAAUGCCCAGCAAGAGAAAAAAAAAAUGAGGCAAGAAAAGCGAAAAAAGAAGGGAGGAGAGAACGCGAAAAGUAAAAGUCAAGACUGCUGUGUCACUUUUAAACCCAAAAACUAUGUCGAAAUUUUGCUUUCUGCACAUGCCCGAACUUUGCAAGCUGAUAUUUUGCAUCUGGAUCAGAAGGCCGCCAAGUGUACGACCUGUAAAUCGGUUUGUGGUAAGUUUUAGCUCUUUAUAGCACGACAGUGACCAGAAAACCACUCGACUAGCUUCAAAACGCGUUUUUCGGCAAAAUCUCCAGGAGCGAAUGGAUUAAUGUCUGAUGUUAAGGGAGUAAUUAUUUAUUAUAAUUAGCUGUGCACUGACACAAUCCUGCGUAGAUGGCCAUUUGUUUUAUUUGUGUUUCGAAACAACAUGAAGAUUUGCCUCCAUGACAUGCUUCAUUUUACUCAAUUAAGCUAUUUGCAUUCUAAUUAAUUUCCCCUUCUCCUCCCCCGUGCACACUCACAACAUGAUCGCAUUGCUUGCCUUUUGGACAAGAGAGAAGUUGAUAGGUAUACAUAAUAGGCUCUGUUGAUUUAACUUUAAAUCAACACAACCUACAAAUUAAAUACCAAUACCAGGCUCACUAGGCUGAUACACUUGAAUCUAAUCUAAACCAAGGUCGUGUCCAUCAUUCACCCUGGGCUGGUCUCUAGCAGAACCUGGGGGUCUGGCACCUAGUCUUUAGUUCUUGGGUGACUCGAAAAUCUUAGUUUUUAGAUACAAAUCAUACACUGCACACCUUAGAUUUUACAGGUUCAGAACACUGGGCUCUCUUCAAUUAUCUUUAGAGUGCAGGGUUGUUCACCAUUUCCACAUCUCCCAAAAUACACUUACAUACAUACAUAUAUACAUACUUUGAUUGCACAUCUCGCCAUUGGGGGCUCUUUUGCCAUACAUACAGUGAAAAAUGUGAAGUGAAGUGAAAUGUGAAGUGAAGUGAAGUGAAAAAUAAAAUAAAAUAAACUAGAAAACUAUUUACAUUUUGAUGAUAAAAUAACAAAUUAAUAAUAUUAAUGUUAAUAAUACUAAUAAUAAUAAUAAUAAAACAUUAAUUUUGAAGACCAUUACAUUUCAAUAAUAAAACACUAUCUAUGAAUUAAAAAUAUUUUUUAAAAUUAUGUUUAAAAUGGCCCGACUUUCCGUGCCUCAUAUCUGUAGAUGAGGUAUUAUGCAUUUUUGCCCCACAGUAGGCAAAAGUCCUUUGACCAUUUGCCCGCCUGUGUCGAGGCAACGUAAGGUUGUUAUUUUGCCUAUAGUGUCUCUUUAGUGAGUUUUUGCGCGAUAUUGAAAACGUCCGUGAAGUAAAAAACAAAAACCACCAUAAACCAUUAUCUUCAACUUGGAUUUUUUUCCUGCAAGGCAAACAAUAUGAUAUGGCAUCAUAACCGUAUUUACAAUUAAUAAUAAAUAAUUAAUAAUUAUGUGCCUCAAAGACGUAAGGCGGGACUCACUUUUUUCUUCGUAGCGUUCCCUCUUCUCAAUCCUGUGAUUUUCGUUAUGCAAUGUUAUAAUAAAAGAUAAAAAAUUAUGUCUAUGGGGGCAUAAUGUUACUUUUUUCGUGAAACAAAAAAAAAAGGUUUGUGCAAGUCAGUGAUGGCAUAGCUCUGUUAUAUCAGGAAAAACAUCCCUGGCUGAAAGAUCUUAGUUGCCCUUGUAUCUCCUCGCUUCUGAGCAAUCUUCAUUUUCCGUACUUAGCUAGCAGCCGGGAGGGAUUUGUAUUUGCGUUUCUUAUGUCGGUGAUAACAAUGCUAAGUACCGUAAAUCCUCUAUCAAGCCCAUGUCCGUUCUGAAAUAAGCUUCCGCUCUCUAAUAACCUCCCCACCCCCCCUCUCCUCCUUAUCAUUAUUCACAAAUAAAUGAUAGACUGUAUUAAUCAAUCACGACCGUAAAACCUCGUGUGAACUGACGAUGGUCUAUUCACCAGCUGGAAGUCAGUGGAAGUUCGGAUUUGUCUUUGAUCCUCGGCUGCAUGACCUCCAACUUCUUGUACUUGAGGUUUUCCACUUUGUAUUCUAGUUCUUUAUGGUAAACAGAUACCAUCGUCUGUACUAAAUUUAGUAAGCUUCCCGUCUCAAUUAAGCCCCCCCUCCCCCCACAGGGGGAGGCGGGGCGCUUAAUAGAGGAUUUACGGUGGGCCACCAUUAUGCUAAACAGCAGAAUCUUAUUGAUUUCUUUAGGUAUUGGAAGAAAGAGACACGUACAGACAAGAAGUUCAAAACCUGGAAGUUAAAAUAGAGGAAUUAAUAAAAGAGAGAGAACAGCUGAAUACAGAGCACGCACAAGAGCUUGUGGUUUUAUCCUCAAGUUUUCAGGAGCACCUGAGUCAAGUAUCACAGUUCCCAGAUCAAGCAGAAGAUCCUACGGUUUUAAAGCUCAAGACCGACUCUGAAAAAGAGAUUCAGAAGUUACGCACAACGAUUGAGGACAAAAACUAUCAUAUCGGUAACUUGCAAAACAAGUUGCUCGAGGCGCAACUUGAGUUAGAAAACGAGCUUGAUAAACACGAGGAAGAAACGGAAAAACUUCGUGCUAGUUUAGGCAGUGGCGAACGGGAUUUUGAGAAAUUGAUUGAGGAGCGACUGAUUGAGGUGAGAAGCCAGUACGAGAAAGAACUCGAGGAACUCAGAGCCCGCAUAGAAAAUCAAGAGGAAAGUACAGGAGGAGAAUACAGCGACGGUUCCAGUAGCAGUGACAAUCGCAAUAAAAACUUGCAAGAGAAAAGGGACUCGGAAAACAGAGAUGAAAAUGUCGCGAAUGACUUCGAAAGUCUUUUGGAGCAGGAACGGACCAAGUACAGAGUUGAGAUCAUGGCGGUGAAAGAUCGUCUCACCCAUCAGCAUCAGGUUGAACUCGAUGAUCUCAUUACAAAAUUAGAAAAAUCUAACUCGGAAGUGGAAGAACUCAAACAAGUGCUGCGCCAGGAAAAGUUGAACUCUGCAAAACUCAACGCUGAGAACAACGAAUUUGCGAGGUUAGAUAAUGGCGAGAUUGAAAAUGACUCUCCUCGAGAAAACGGUAAUGGGAAUGUGAAAUCAGUUAUUGUUGUGAGCCAUGAUGGAAAGAGUGACACUGCCUCAGGUAUGGAAUCACUCCGUACUGAACUACACGCUCAUUACCAACAACAAAUUGAACAAGUUGCAAAAAGACUUAGUGAGGAGUAUCAAGGAGAACUGGAUGACAGUCUUAAUAAAAUGGAGGAAGAGUGGGAGCAGCAGUUAGAACGGCAGAAAAACGAGUAUGAGGAAAAGAUCGCGGCUCUUCAACGCCAGCUGAAGAGUCAAUACCAGAACGAUCUCGAUCAAGUUACAGCUGACAUGGACGAUCAGAUUCAAGGCCUUAGAGAUAGUCAUUCCCAAGAGAUAGCCGAACUUUUAGGCAAACUACGAGAACUUUCGGAAGAGCGUCGCAGAUCUGUCAUUCAACAAGACACCACUGAGCAACAAGUGGUUAUUAUAAAGGAGGAAUGCCGUUCCAAAGUAUCAAGCUUGGAGCAAGAGCUUCGGGUGGAGAAAGACAAAGUUGUUGAAUAUCAGCGUCAGAUGGACGCGGUUGAGGCGCAGGUUCAAGCUUUCAAGGCUGAGAAGCAGCAGGAAGUGAAGAUGAUCGAAGAGGAGAUGCGUCGGCAGUGUAAGGCAUUAGUAGAGAAGAAGUCUAACGAACUAAAGGAAAGAUACCAAAGCGAAUUGGGCGAGAAAGUAAACAAAGUUGAGCAGCAUUGGAGAAAGCUGUAUGAGGAAGACAUAGGAAAGACGCGAUCUGAGUUGGAAGAAAGUAACAGAACUCUUAAAGAUAAAUACGAGCGUCAAGUGUCUGACAUCAUGGUUCAAAUGGAUGAAGUUCAGCAGAGGAGUAGAGAAGUGCUAAUGCAAGAGAAAAUGCAGUUUGAAGCACAACAGAAGGAAGAAUUUGAGAGACAGCUAUCGGAAGUGAAAGAGGAGCUGCAGCCGUAUAAGAAUAGGUAUUUCGAAUUGGAAAAAGAAAAUCAGUCACUUUCAGAAAAGUACGAACGCGAUCUCUCUGAGCUAAGAAACAAGAUGAGUGAGGUUGAAGGACGCUACAAGCAAGAUAAAAGCUUGGAGGAAGAAAAUCUAACGACACUUAAAAGUGAACUUGAACUGUAUAAGAACAAGCUUCAAGAAUUGCAAGAUGGAAAAAAGUCCUUAAUGGAGAACUACGAAGCACAGCUUACUAAUAUGAGGAAGAAAUACGAAGACAUGGAAGAAGGAGAAAUCAAAACACUGCAAGAAGAAGUUAAUGUUUACGUCAAGAAAGCAGCAAGCCUCGAGGAGGAGAAAAAAAUUUUGUUAGAGAAGUACGAGUCUGAAACAAGUGCGUUGAAGUCGACAAUAGGCGCACUAAGAGAUGAGAUAGAGUCAAGAAACUCUCAAGUGAACAUUCUUGAGGAAAACAAACACAAAAUGUCGCUUACUGUCUCAGAGCUACAACAGGAUUUGGCGUCAGUUAAGAAGGCGUAUGCAGAGUUAGAGCAGAAACAAGAGAUGGAUAAUAAGAACGCUGAAGAGAUGGAAGUUUUAAAAGUCAAACUCUCAGGUCUGAUGAGGGACCUAGAGGACUCUCAAAACAACUGCUACGAGUUGCAAGAAGCGAAAAGAGCUUCUGAUAACAAACAUUGUGAAGAGAUAGACAGCUUGAAGUCCAAAUUAGAAGAGAAAAGUAGUGAUGCGCAAAAUAAAGAACAACAACUGAUUACUGUGAUAAGAGAUCGCGAAAAUCUCGAGCAAGAAUUGAAUAAGCUACAGAAGGAAUGCGAUGAGCUUCACGAGAAACAUUUAGAUGUAGAAUCGUCUUUAAGAAAACGUUAGCGAUGAGCACUCGAUGGAAAUUUCCAAGCUGCAAAAAGGAUCUUCUGAACUUCGUGAAAGAGAGCAGGGACUUUUUGAUAACGAAAAGCAGCGUUUAGAAGACCGAGUAGAACAGUUAGAGAGCGAGCUGCAGGAGUCACGGGAACAGUAUGAACGGCUCGAAGCUGCAAAGAAAUUAAGCGAUGAACAGCAUUCAGCAGACGUAGAAAGCCUGAUGUCAGAGUUAAACAUCUUGAGAAAUUUACGCGCUGAAGUAGAGCAGCUUAGAAAGCUUGAGAAAGAAAAAGAGAACUACGAAUUCGAGGUUUCAAAAAUGAAGGAAGACAUUGACUCCCUCACAGCGAAAAUAAAAGAACUUCAAGAUGUGAAUAACGGUUCAUCGCAAGAAAUUGUCCAGCUUCAAAACGAACUUGAAACGCUUCGCGCUGCCCCAGUCGCUGGUGACUUUGAAGAAAAAUUUCUGGAAGAAAUCGAGGCAUUGAAAACACUGUCAGAACAGCAAGCGAGUACAAUACAGGAACUUGAAGAGGAGGGACACAACAAAUUUGGUGUUCUUUUGAGCCAACACGAGAAAGAGCUCGAAAUUUUAAAAGAGGAGCUCGAGGAGCAGAUCUCCAAGAAAAGAGAGCAACUCUCCAGGGAUUCUGCCGCUAAGAGACAAAAACUCAAAGACGAAUACGAAGGAAAGCUUCGGGUUCUCUACGAAGACCUUGUUGCAGAGAAAACCAGAAUUAAAGAUUUGAUGAAAUUAAAUAAGGACCUAAGCAGGAAGUUAAGCUACUCGCAAGAAGAGAGUAGUCUGCUUGCAGAGGAAAUUGAGAGGUUGAAAGAAAUAGAAGAGAAAUUCGCGGAGACAGAGGAACAAGAAAAACACGCAAGUGAAUUGGAACGGGUCGCAGCAGAGUAUAAAGGGAAAAUACACAGUCUUGAAGAAAAGAUUUGUAAUUUGGAAACUAGGGCAGAGGAAAAAGACACAACGGACGGUGAGAGUGAGAAAGAAAAAGAGCAGUCACUAAAAGAGUUCAAGGAAAAAAUUGAGUCCUUACAAAUUGAGCUUAGCGCUGCGAAAAAAGAAGCCGACAGUAUGAGGGAAGAGCUAAAAAGUGUACAAGAGAAAAGUGAGCAUGAUCUCAAUAAACUUGCAGAGACAUAUGAGGAAAAGUUAAAGAAGACAGGAGAAGAACAGAAUCAGUUAUUGGCUCGACUUGAAGAAAAUAAAAAGGAUUAUCAACAAAGUGUUUCCUCAAUGGAAAGUGAAAAAGAGGCUCUUAAAGAACAACUAAGCAAUGCGUUUGGUGAGAACGAGAAGUUGCAAACCAUGGUGAAACAUCUAGAUACCGCAAAGCAGGCAGUCGUUCAUAUGUACGAUGAAAAAAUCGAAGCCUUGGUCGGUGAUUUAGAAGAUGCAUCAGAGAGAGCAAGCAGCGCAGAAGAAACCUUGAAACAGUCAAGUUCUCGGUUUGCAUCCAAGCAAGAAGAGUUAGAAAGAGAGGUGACACAGCUUCGAGAAGCGAAUAAACGCCUAAUUGAGGAACAUGAUUCCUCUAUUCAUAGUCUAGAAGGAACAAUUUCUACUGAAGCCGAGUCAAAGGAGGCCCUGGAACAGAAAAUUGCUGAACUGUUAGAGGAAUCGAGAAGUGAGAAAUUGAAACUGCAAGGCAAGGUCGAAGAAGCAUUUGCUGAUAAACAAAGACUUACGGAUGAGUUUGAGGCGAAGAUUAAAGUUUUGGAAGAUGAGUUGAUGUCUGAAAAGAAUGAAAGCGCUGCCAUAAAACAAAUGAUAGAAGAGCAAAAUCAAGAACUGAACAAACACGUGACGAGACUGCAAGAAAUGGAGAGCGUUGUGUUAGGAAAGGAAAGCACUAUAACAACACAGAAAGAGACUAUUGACCUAGUGACCAAUAAGCUCGACCAAGAAAUAGAGAAGACAUCCAGGUUGGAGAAAGAGAUGCGAGCACUGAUGGAAAAUCAGAGCUCGGAAUACGUUCACAGUUUGGAACGCAUUCGGAAUGACCUGAAACAAGAGUACGAAGAAAAUAACGAGCAACUGAAGAAGAAUUACGAAAACAUUUUUGCUAAAAUGGAGGAAGAACACCGCGUCAGUCGCGAAGAGAUCGAAGCAGAAGUUGAAUCAUUGAAAGGUAUGGUAGAAAACCUUGAGCAGUUAAAUCAACUGAAAGACGAAGAACACGAAGGUCUUAUGACAGAACAAGUAACGAGACACGAAGCCCAGCUAGAAAAAAUGGAAACGAACUUUAAGGAAGAAAAGAACAGUUUAGAAACGAAAGUAAAUCACGCCAAUAAAGAACUUGACGAGGUAAAAGCUGAGAAACAAACACUGGUUGAGAAACACAAGGUGGAUUUGACUGUACUGGAAUCCAGAUUAAUCCAGGAGCACCACGCGCAACUAAAGAAUGCUGUCCAAGAAGCUGAAUUAGUAAAACAAGAGAAAGAACAAAUAAAGGAAGAGUACGAGAAGGAAAUUGAAUCAUUGAAAGACCAGCUUACAUUCGAAAGUGCUUUCCAAGCUGACCUCCUAAGCCAGCACGAGGUAGAAAUACGAUCCCAGAGAGAAUCCCUAGAAAAAGAACAUAAGAAGCAAAUUGACCUUUUAAAUGAGACAAUACAGGAACGAGUUAGGGAGCUGGAGGUGACAAAAGAAGAGAAAGCAGCAGAGAUGGAAGAAUUGAAAUUUAAACUUGAAGAAUCUCAACUUGAGCUGGGCGCUCUACGAGAAAAGUACACCACCCAGCAAGACGCGGCCAUAAAAAACCUCCAAGAGCAGCUACAAGAAAAAAUAAAGGAGUGUGAAAAUUUAAAAGAACAAAUUGGCGUUGAAGUUGUUCAGUUAUCAUCGCGAGUUGAAACGCUGUCUGCGGAGAAAGAUAUGCUUGGAAUUAGCGAAGAGACAGAAAAUAUGAAGCUUGGAUACGAGGUCAUGUUAGCGUCUUUAAGAGUUGAGAAUAACGAGCUCAAAAACCAAGUUGAGAGUCUGAAGGAAGAGAUGACACGUACCCUAAACGCACAUCAACAAGAGAUAGACUUUACAAAAACCGAGCUCGAAAAGCAAUAUCAACAACGAGAAGGUCGCAUCAAGAAGAAACACUCUGAAGAAUUCAGCAACCUUAUGGAGAAACUGGAAGAUUUGGUGCAGCAAGAGAAUGCAUCAAAAACGCUUACCGAGGAACACAUGAAAGAUAUUGGUACGCUAAGAUCAGAAUUUGAUCAUAAAUUCCAGCGUCUUUUGCGAGAAAAACAAGACGAGAUGGAAAGCUUAAAGAAACAACUUGAACAACAGUCCAACUUGCACAUUUUAGAAUAUCAAGAACUCAUAAAAAAGAAAGACAUAGAGAUAAGCGAUCUUCAGAGAGAUGUUAAGAGUCUUCAUAGUGGUAUUGAUGCUUACAAGGAUGAAGCGCAUAAUUAUCAAACAGGUCUGAAUAAGGCCAAAGAGGAACUGUCGAAGCUCAGGAGGGAGAAUUCAGAACUUUACCGAAAAUUGCGGGAGGAAAUUGAGAAAUCUAGGGGAAGGUACACUACUGAAGGCCAGAGGACCAUGGAGCAGUUACAGCUGGAAAACGAAAGACUCAAAAGAGAAAACGAAAGACUGAAGAACCUCAUGAAUGGAUCUUCCUUUGCUAAUGGGGUGGGCCAUUCGCAAAAUUUUAAUGAAGGCUCGCAUGUGUUACAACUCAUAAAGUUGAUGGAGCAGUUGAUGAAAGAGAAAAACACACUUGAGAUAAAAUUGCGACAGGAAAUCCUUGAUUUGAAGACCGAGUUUGGAGUUCUCGGGGAUUCUAGCAGGACUUCAUUUAAUAACACCAGUGUUAUUUCGGUAUCCAUAUCACCUGAAAAGCAACUAAGCAGGGACGCAUUGGUUGAUAUGCUUCAAGAACUGAGAGAUAACAAAGCCAAACAAGAGGAAGACAUAAAAAACCACGUCCAAGAGACUGAGAACAUGAUCAGUGAAAUUAAGAGAAUGAUGGAUUCUACCGAGUUUACAGAUAUCAGGCUUCAGGAUAUGCUGCACAGUCAGAUGAAUCAUUUGGAGCAGCAACGCCGAGUAUUAGUGCAGCGGCUCUGGCAGCUCAGAGAAAAACACAGAGCUGUAGAGGAGAAAAUCUCCCGGCAACUCACUGGAAUACACAGUUCACAAAACAGUAGUAACUCGGACAGCGCCAGGUCCAAAUGUUACGAGAGUAUCAUCGAGGAGAACCUCAGGCGAGAAAAGGAGCUGCUGGUGUUAAAACGCCAACAAGUAGAAGACCUCAAUACUAGGAUUGCACGAGAGAAGCUUGCAUUAGAAAGACACUCCAAGGAAAAACAGUGUCUUGAAAAAGAAAUGAAAGAAAAGGAGAAGUUGGAGAGUGAAUUGGCAUCCCAAAGACGAGACCUGGAGAGAAAAUGGAUUGGGAGGAUGAAGGAAAAGGAGUUUCAGCUUAAGAGAGAGAAAGAGAUUUUGGACGAAAGCAAGAGGCGAGACGAAGCUGAGAAUAUUUUUCUGCGGGAAUCUUCCUCCAGACCAACCGAAAGAAACGUGUUUGGAGGGGCGAGAUCGCCUGUCCGUUUGCCACUGGCAAGUCACCCUAUAAAAGAAGUGGAACGUUACAAGAAAGAGUCAGAAAAACCUAGAGAUCGAAAGGAACAUGUUCCUGGCCGUUACAAUCAAACGUUAUCAUAUCCGAUGCCUAUGCACAAACCAUUUGGAGAUUCUUCUUUACGUGGCGAACAAGGAUCCAAAGAUCGACGUGCUGUUUCCGAUUCCCUUGAAAGUUGGUCCUAUAAAAAUACUAAGCGCUCAUCUAGCAAGAAAAGAGACCAAGCUAAAACUAAGCGGGCAGAAGUCCAAGUUCCCAGGCUUGACCUCAGCUCUGACGAUUCCGAUCUCGAUCUUGGUAUUGCAAAUGGCUCAGGUUCUUGGGAAAUUGAUCUAAACGACGGUGAUGAUUCUGAUCUUGACCUUUAUGGCACCCAUUCUAUUAAUGCGUUUGACAACGUUGAGGCAGAUUGGGAACUUCAGUUAGAAAAAGAACUGAAACAGAUUUCGGUGAAUGGCGUCGCCCCGUCAGGCGAUGAUUCCACGGAUGUGAGACACCAAACAGCGCUUGUAAAUGGCGGAAUUAGCGAGGAAGUCAAAGAAAGCCAAGUGACUUCAGUUGAUAAAGCGCCGUCGACACAGUAUGGUUCAAAAAUUGACCUGGACUGGCUUCGUAAAUUAAGCUUCGAUUAUACUCAUCCAAGGGUCAGUAAGAGUCAUCCUCGUACAUCAACAGCCAAUGGUAUGGAUGAGCGCACACAACCCUUCAGCAUUACAGAUGUCUCGCGCAUUACAACUGAAGUCGCAUCUCUACCGAAGGAUGUAGCUUCACGUCAAAUUCUUCGAGAACAAGACCGUUCACAUAAUACACGCACUCAAGCCAAUCUGGCAAGACCAAGGCCCAGCUCAUCGCAUUAUGAGUUGGAUUCUUUGUUUAGUUUACGAAGACAAUCAUCUAAGGAAAGUGGCAUUGACUCGCCCUCUUCAGUAAGGUCGGAACCGGCCAUUUCGGGCAGUGUCAUCGCCAACUCGCGGCGCCGUUCGCUCCGGAGUGAUCGUUUCCCUGGAGUGUAUUUGCUAAACGUUGACGAGUACGUGGACCGUCAUUUGGUGAGAUCGUCUGAGGAGGUGGUCAAGAUAAGAGACCUAUCUCCCUCAGAAAAGCGUUUCGAUUUAUAACCAAUGUUGUUUCUUUCUUUCCCUAGGAUCUAUGAUACGGCCACAUGACGGUAUUUACUGACAACAACGACAGUAUUAUUUAUUUUUAAUUGAGGUGGCCAAAAUAAGUAACUUUAUCGGCACGUGUUCAGAAAUGUAUGCUUAUGAGAUGCAAGGCCUGUGACAGAAAUACUUGUUCACCAGUAACUGCCUGCCUUUAUGGACAUUACUCGAUAAGUGACUUUACAGCCAUCGAUACAUGUUUCUUUACACGCAUUCCUUAUAUAUUUAUCCCGCGUUCCUACAAUCAAGGUUAUCUAUGCGCCAAGAUGACCAAGCUCAUCGCAUACGCAACAGAUAUCGUACCAUAAAUAAAGCGCCUCGUCAGAGUAGUUCUUGUCCGUCUCUUGGCAGUUUCGUCUAGUAUAGUGAAUACUGUUACUGACAGGAAUAUUUCAUUUAAGCGAUUUCAAAGAAUUGGGACUUGAAAUGAGUAACCAUUGUGACGAGGCAAUCCUACAUUUUAGCGUUAACGUUAAUCGAAAGCGUCGACGUCAGAAAUGAAGUUAUGAUUUUAUUGACUAAAGGGAUUCAUGAACAUUUUUACCUUAUGGCAAUCCAUAGCCAAAAGAACUUGUUACUAGUUUCACAGAACUGAAUUUUUAGGAGGAGAACGUAGCGUUAGUGACUGUCAAUAUGAGAGUUACUUAACGAAAUGACAUGUCCUAAUUACACGAUAGAACAAUGCUUCAGUUAUCACAACACGAUUCUGCGUUGCACUUCGCGCUGGAUCCAGUUAUGUAUAUCAUAAAUGUUA
This is a messenger RNA of Porites lobata, 15070 nucleotides long. The record is from the annotation of a GenBank genome assembly. NCBI's taxonomy places the organism in Eukaryota, Metazoa, Cnidaria, Anthozoa, Scleractinia, Poritidae.